This is a messenger RNA of Fibroporia radiculosa, 2280 nucleotides long. RefSeq lists its product as uncharacterized. The record is from RefSeq and is a predicted model, not a curated record. Lineage: Eukaryota; Fungi; Basidiomycota; Agaricomycetes; Polyporales; Fibroporiaceae. The transcript has a single exon. Bases 1 to 2280 code for a protein of 759 amino acids.
AUGCUCCCCCCACUUGCGUAUUCCGUGUGCGUUCGUACACUGCUCGACCUUUCUCGCGCGAUGAACGACAACGUAGUGGUCCAUUUUGCAGACGGAGAAGGUGACCCAUGUGCAGUUUCUCUCGCUGGUAGGCUCCAUGCCUACGUCGUAGGUCGUGACUCAGAUUUCGUAAUCCUCAACGCUGAGGGGUACAGAGGAUAUAUACCCCUCGACGAAAUGCUCUGGAAUUCUGUCGCCUCAUCAUCUACCGCUUCGGAUGCCGGAAGUGUGUACAGUUCCGUAUAUGGAGACGUGGAAGAUGAUGUGGAUGCCAACGGAUUCAAAACGGUACGCAAAUCCAAGAUACGCAAGCGCUCCGCCGUAAAUCAGCGAGUUGGACGCGGCCUGAUACCCCCUGAUCAUUUGGUAGACUCCGACACCGAUCUAGUUCUGACAGCCACGGUAUACUCGCCGGAGUCGCUUGCCGCCCAUCUCCAGCUACCCACCUCUCUCCUUCCCCUUCUCGGCGCUCUCGUAGGCAACGACUUUACAGGUGCCCCAGAAGUCACCUCGAUUGAUGCAUACAACAGCUCGAAGAAGAAUGACUUGCAGCAAUUAUUCUUCGAGAAACAACUGACACUCACUCAGCGUAUCACGAAAGUGGCGAACACCCUCCGGUCUCUUCUCAAUGCAGCAUUUCCUACAACGUCUACUACACAUCAGAGAAGGAAAAACAAGCCAAUUAGGAGCGUCAUAGAGCUAAUACAGGCGGCAAUUUCUGCAAUGCUUCGAUUUCCCGAUAACUUGGCUGCGGUUGAGCGGGAAGCUAUCGCGGACCGUAUAGCAGAAGCAACUCUACAAUAUGCGAUACCACGGUUUGAUGUUCCUGGUGACGAUGCGGAUGGAGAUGAAAAUCGACCACGAGGGCUGAAAUGGAUGUCAGACGUCUGCCCGCUGCAUCCUCGCGACUCUUGUCCCCUCUUCACUACUCUGAUGCACUCUGUUGUGGACGCUACUUCCGUAUAUCCAGGCAAUGAGAGUCUCUCGUCCAACGGAAAUAUUGUAACCGAGGCUGACGAGAUGGAGAGCCCUCGGGAUCCGCACGCUUGCUUAGCUGCAUCGUACAUAGCAGCUUAUCGUGCCGGCGAUCUGUCCUCUGACAUGCUGGAUGCUCUGUACACAGGCACUAGUUGGCCUCUACUGUUCCUUGAGAAUCCAGACAAAGAAACUGUGGCGCGAAGUAUAGGCCGGCCCAUCCGGGAGAUCUGCUACUCCAUACUGGAUGGCGGAAUUGGGCUGAUGCGAAGCUCCGAUGUUGACGAGGCAGAAGAGGACGAAGACGACGACGAACUCAUCGAUGUGGUGGAGGAAGACGAUGAAGACCUACUCGCGCCGUUACGGGGUGCGUUGGAGCGAUUCGAUCACCCGCCAGAGACCGCCGAAGGGGAGGCCGGCGAUCUGCACUCUACUCAACCAGAGAACCGAUCACCUGCCACAAAGUCUCAGCGUCCCAAAAUUAUACUGGAAUACGUGCGCAGGGGCACCCGCUUGGCUGCCGAAGAAGUUACUGUCCCUUUCCUGCGCGACGUUGUGAUCAGUAUCAACAAUCCAAGCUUGUGCGAUGAUAUCGGAAACAAUCACACCCCGGUACCUUUGUGGUCAGAGACACUCAGAAUGACCUUUUUCCUGCGAGUCCUCAAGUCCGAUGUGCCCUCCGUUGCUGCACUUGUUGGGACGCCUCAUCUGAUGGCUUCUCUGGCUAUCCGGUGGACAGUGAUGCAGUUGCAUGCUCGUGCCGAAGAGAGCGAAGAACAAAAGGAAAAGGCAAUGGAAAGAUGGACCAUUUCCGAGGCUCGGGCUCUUGUGGAGGCGUUUUCGUGGAACGCGUCCGAGGAUUCAGAUACCCAGGAACAAUCGCGCCUGCAGGAAAACAUCCUCGAGCGAAAUAUUCAACUUACGGCACAGUUCUUGAUGGCUUUAGACACCAUUGAGCAGUUCGCUCAGAUCAUGCUCCUGACCGCCCAGGUGCCGAGCCCUGCCGCACAUUUCUCCGGACGACGAUUCCAUGCGAAUCUGAAUAGUCGUGGAGCGACUCGGCAUAUAUCGCCUGAUGUGGGCGACGGCCUUUGGAGGGCGUGUAUGGAAGACCUGAAGGAUGUCUACGCGGAAGACAAACGAGCCAAAACAAGGAAGGAACGGAAAAAGGAACGAGGACCUACGUCUACGCCCUCCAAAAAUGAAAAGAAGAAUAACCAGCCACGAGGCGGUAUGUAUGGUAUGCUGGCAGGGCUGGAAGUAUGA